UCAAGCUUGACGUCUAUGUUGUCCUGUGAGUUUCACUCAUACAGGACCGAACUUCUGCGUGUGCGACCUGUUUGUCUAUCAAUACCGAUAGAACAUCGCAAAAAAACACUAUGAACAGUUUAAUUAGAUCCACAGCUAGGUGUAUGCGGUCCGGCGCGGCCGUGUGCUUACUCAGGCCAGCUGACGGACUUGUGCGAGCGGCCUCGGCCCGGUUCUUGUGCGCGGCGGCGGACCUCCAGAAGGACCUUGGUGAGAUGGUGAAGAAGGACAAGGUGGUGGUGUUUAUGAAGGGGACACCGGCGCAGCCCAUGUGUGGCUUCAGCAACGCCGUCGUCCAGAUCCUCCGGAUGCAUGGGGUGGACCAAUACGUUUCCUACAACGUUCUGGAAGACCAGGAGCUCAGAGAAGGAGUCAAAGUGUUCUCCAACUGGCCCACCGUCCCUCAGGUCUACUUCAACGGCGAGUUCGUGGGAGGCUGCGACAUCCUGCUCCAGAUGCACCAGAACGGCGACCUGGUGGACGAGCUGAAGAAGCUGGGCAUCCGCUCGGCUCUGCUGGACGCCGAGAAGGAAUCCAAGUAGGAAAGGAAAAGAAAAAAAGGAGAGAGAGAGCGUAACAAACAUCAAAGGAAUGAGAAGACGGAAAACACAUUCAUCAGGUCCACAUUUCCCCCCCCCCGAUCUCCGGCUACACUUCCAAUGUUUCCAAUGAUUGGAGAUGAAUCGGCGAUCGAGGCAGAUUGAAUACAUUAUGCAACCUGUUUACCGCUAAUAAAAACGACGCCGUGUUUGGGCGAUUGUAGAUGAAAGCAAGAAGUAGGAAAUGUCUGAGAAAAAAAGCUAAUUCUGAGACUGAUCUCUGACAUUUUCUAGGAAAAAAACUCAGAAAAUUGCAGCUUUUCUAGAUUAACCUCUGAUUUUCUGAAAAACCUCAGAAAUUCUGAGAUUAGUCUCUCAAGUUGUCUUAAAAAAAMCCAUCAAAUUUCUGAAUUUCAAAUAUCAGAAAUUUCCAACAAAAAAAAAAUUCUAAAAAAUUUCUGAGAUUAAUCUCAAAAUGUACUCCUUUUUUUAUAUCUAUUAUGUCCUUAAUACGGCAUCGUAAACAAACGCUUUAAAGUUGUUUUUUUCUCUUUUAUGCGUUACAAUCAGAGCCUUUUGCACCAAUCCAAAAAUAAUGUCUGAUACAGAUCAUAUCGGCUUCAAAGUUCCUAUUUGUUUGUUGUUGUUUUUUUUUUUAACCUAAUUUUGCCAAAUCAAAAUGGUUAACUCCUUUGGGUAACGUUUAAAGGAACAGAGCUCUGUAUCAACUUCGCCACGGUUUCUUUCCAUGCUACCUUCAGAAAUCUGGACUACCUCUUCUCCACAUUUGGUUCUCCCUAAAUUCAAACUGAUUUCAGUUCAAAACGAUGUCGACACACUUGAAACCUUCCAGAUGCACUGCCUGUAGCUCCACUACAUAAAGAGGGAACAGGAAAAUAAUAUGCAUUAUAAUAAUAAAAAAAGAAUCCAACCUGUUUGCUCUUUUUGCUGUGAUUUACAUACAAAGUCUACCAACUGUGUUUUUCUGCUGAAACCCGCUGAGACGCACCAAACACACUUUGCCUCUUUUUCUUCUUCUUCUUCUCUGACUUAUUUCCUGCCCUGCUGGACAAACUGUGGCAGUUUGAAUUUGUUACAUCCGUCUUUUUUUUUUUUUUUCCUCUUUUUGUCGCCGAAGGGAGAGUGUGUUUAUAUUUUGUUUUGGAGCAUCCUCCAGCAGUUGUAUUACGAAAUGAACGUGUAGUACACUGUAAGAUAUUGUACAUUUAAAGCCUAUUGUUAAAUGUAUUUUAGGAACAUGUGAACCCUGCAACAAUUAAAUAUUUUCAGACGCAGA
Molecule: messenger RNA, 1875 nt
Organism: Poecilia reticulata (guppy)
Lineage: Eukaryota; Metazoa; Chordata; Actinopteri; Cyprinodontiformes; Poeciliidae
Gene: glrx5
Product: glutaredoxin 5 homolog (S. cerevisiae)
Cellular component (GO): mitochondrial matrix
Source: RefSeq, a predicted model, not a curated record